Dimorphilus gyrociliatus is the source of this 2646-nucleotide messenger RNA. The record is from the annotation of a GenBank genome assembly. NCBI's taxonomy places the organism in Eukaryota, Metazoa, Annelida, Polychaeta, Dinophilidae.
UAAAGUGUACCCUACACAGCCAAAUCAUUUUCAAAAUGGCUGACGCCGGGAAUAUUCGUUCGGCUUUAGCUAACCCAACGGGCUGGCAAAGUCUGAUCAUUUUCACUGUUCUAACUUUAGCUUGGUUGACUGGCUUUAGCUCUAGAUUAUUUGCAGUAAUUCGAUUUGAGAGUAUUAUUCACGAGUUUGAUCCAUGGUUCAAUUAUAGAUCAACUCAUUAUAUGGUUGAACAUGGCUUUUAUAAUUUUCUUAACUGGUUUGACGAAAGAGCAUGGUAUCCUCUCGGAAGGAUCGUCGGGGGAACUGUAUACCCCGGCUUGAUGGUUACAUCAGGAUGCAUUCAUUGGAUACUAUCAUUUUUGCAUAUAACUGUGCAUAUUAGAGACAUAUGUGUAUUUUUAGCACCUGUUUUUAGUGGACUCACUGCCCUAUCCACCUAUUUUCUUACCAAAGAAUUAUGGAAUCCGGGAGCUGGCCUUUUCGCUGCUUGCUUCAUAGCGAUAGUUCCUGGUUAUAUUAGUCGUUCUGUGGCUGGUAGUUACGAUAAUGAGGGAAUCGCUAUAUUUGCCCUUAUGUUCACUUACUAUUUAUGGAUAAAAUCGGUUAAAAGUGGCAGUUUAUACUGGAGUGCUUUUACUGCUUUGGCUUAUUUUUAUAUGGUUUCAGCAUGGGGUGGCUAUGUAUUUAUUAUUAAUCUCAUCCCGUUGCACGUAUUCGUUUUGUUGUUAAUGAAUAGGUAUUCUCACAGAGUUUAUGUUGCAUAUUCAACCUUUUAUACUGUGGGAUUAAUUUUAUCUAUGCAAAUUCCUUUUGUUGGUUUCCAACCUAUUCGCACAAGUGAACAUAUGGCUGCUGCAGGUGUUUUUGCUUUAAUCAAUGCAUACGCAUGUUUAAAGUAUUUGCAAAGUAUCUUGUCGGCAAAAGCGUUGAAACAAUUCUUCAUAAUUUCCGUUGCUGUAACAGCAGUUGUUGUAUUCAUUGCCGUUGUUGGUUUAACUUAUCUAGGUUACAUUGCACCCUGGUCUGGUAGAUUCUACUCUUUGUGGGACACUGGCUAUGCUAAAAUUCACAUUCCAAUUAUUGCAUCCGUCUCUGAACAUCAACCAACAACCUGGGUUUCAUUCUUUUUCGAUCUUCAUAUUCUGAUCGCAACUUUCCCAGCUGGAGUUUGGUUUUGUAUAAAAGACAUAAAUGAUGAAAGAGUUUUCAUUGUUUUAUAUGCCAUAUCAGCUGUAUAUUUUGCUGGUGUAAUGGUUCGACUAAUGCUGACACUUACCCCAGUAGUUUGUGUUUUAUCAGCUAUUGCUUUUUCGCAAGUACUAUCAAUCUAUCUAAAAGACGACACUAAAACUGAACAAUCUGCUUCUGAAAGUCAACCUAGGGAUAACACCGAAAAACUUUACGAUAAGCCAUCAAAAGUACUCAAAAAGUCUCAAGCUCCUUCGGAUGAAAUUGAAGGUGACGGUGAAGGAAUCGGAAUGAAUAUUAAGUCAAUUGUAGUUGUUCUCAUGAUGAUGAUGCUUAUGUUGUUUGCCGUUCAUUGUACCUGGGUAACAAGCAACGCUUACUCUAGUCCAAGUAUUGUGCUAUCUUCUGGUGGACAUGACGGUUCCAGAAACAUAUUAGACGAUUUUCGUGAGGCUUACUACUGGUUAAGACAAAAUACUGAUGAUAAGGCAAGAGUUAUGAGUUGGUGGGAUUAUGGUUAUCAGAUAGCGGGGAUGGCAAAUCGGACAACUUUAGUGGACAAUAACACUUGGAAUAAUUCACAUAUAGCUUUAGUCGGAAAAGCAAUGUCUUCAAACGAGACUGCUGCUUACGAAAUAAUGAGAUCUUUGGAUGUUAACUAUGUUCUGGUAAUAUUUGGAGGAGUAAUCGGUUAUUCAGGAGACGAUAUAAAUAAAUUCUUAUGGAUGGUUAGAAUUGCUGAAGGAGAACAUCCACGAGACAUUAGAGAAUCUGAUUAUUUCACACAAAAUGGCGAAUUUAGGGUUGACAAUGCGGGAUCAAAGACACUCUUGAACUGUUUAAUGUACAAAAUGAGCUAUUACAGAUUUGGCGAUUUGCAGCUGGAUAUGAGAACCCCUCCGGGAUUCGAUAGAACUAGAAAUGUUGAAAUAGGAAACAAAUAUUUUAAACUCACUCAUUUAGAAGAAGCAUAUACCACUGAACAUUGGCUUGUGAGAAUAUACAAGGUUAAGGAUUUAGCAAAUAGACCUAAGCUGACGAAACUAAAAAAAAGAAUUCGUCAUAUCACAACGAAAAAAACUAUUAAAAGAAGAAAGGGAACAAUCAAAGAUAAAAUAAAAGUUAUCAAAGGCAAGAGACCAUCGAAAAAGAGAACUUAAAACCAGUUGCGGCCAUACCUAGUCAUGUGAUGAACUAAGUAACAAUUGAUCAAAUAAUUAACAUUUUGUUGUUAGAAAUCGUUGUUUUUUUGUACAUACGAUAGUGCCUUUGUGCGUAAGAAAGUUUUUGAGUAUCUUGAUUGUAUAAACUAAAAAACUAACGAUACAUAAAAUAAUGGCUGCGAAAUAUAUAGUAGGAAUUUUUGUGCUGAAUUAAUGUUAUCCUGUAAUGUAUAUACCUAUACAUACAAAUAUACAUAUAUAUAUAUAUAUAUAUAUAUAUAUAUGUAUAUAUAUA